GCACUAAAACGGCGAGCGCACGCCACACGCUUUCUCUCUCCCGCCACACUCUCUGUCUUCCUCCACCGUCGCUCGCCAUCUGCAGUUUUCCUUCAUCCCCAUCUUUCUCUUUUAGUCUCUUCUAACUCUUUUUAUUACGUACAAAUCCAAACCCUCAUUUUUCCUUCAAUACCCUUUUCCAUUUCUCUUCCAAAUUUCCCCCCAUCUUUCUCUCAAUCUACAACCCAAUUUGCUCUCCCCAGCAUUUUGAUCUUCAGGGUGUGAGGGCAUGGGUUCCAAGGAUCCUGCUCCGGUGGUUGACAAGGUGAAUGGGGCAACGCCGGCGCCGGUGGACCAGGCUUGUCCUGGCAAAAAGAUUCAGGGAAAAGUUCCUAAGAGAAUCCACAAGGCUGUGAGGGAGAAACAGAAGCGUGAGCAUUUAAAUGAUCUUUUUCUUGAGCUGUCUGACGCUCUUGGACUGAAUCAGCAGAACACUGGAAAGGCCACUAUACUGUGUGAAGCUACUCGACUACUAAAGGAUUUGCUUGGUCAAAUCGAAUCCUUAAGAAGCGAGAAUGUAUCCUUGUUGUCUGAAUCUAACUAUAUGACUGUUGAGAAGAAUGAACUCCGAGAGGAUACUUCUGCCUUGGAAACUCAGAUUGAAAGAUUGCAAAGUGAGCUACAAGAGAGGGUGUUCCAGUCGAAACCUGACCUUAAUGUACCACCUGUAGAAGUGGCAGCCCAUUUUACCGGAAAUUGUCUAGGAUUGCCUGCUCAAGAAUCAGCUUUGCAACAAUCACCUGCUGUAUUUGUCAUGCCCCUCCUCCCUGAUCUCCAAACUUAUCCACCAGCAGAUUCCGCCCACCUCACAUCCAAGACCAACUCAAAUGUAAGCAAACCACAUGCUAGGUAUCCGACCUCGACGGAUUGUUGGCCAUUUCAACUUCUCGGUGAGCAACCAGCAGCAGGCAAAGACGCUCGACAGAAUGAUCACAGUGCCAGCGGAUAUAAUGGCCAUGUUAACAUAUAAUCAGUCUAUGUAAUUGAAAUUAUUUGUAGCGCCAUGUUCUUUUACCUUGUCUCGGGUUAACUGACAAUGCCCCCUAGUGCUAGUUUUGUAUAUUUCAUGAAGGUAAUACAAGUGCGUUUAGACUGCACAGAUCAAAAGGAUUCAACUUAUAAAUAUAAAUAUAAUAGAGCUAUAAACAUAAAGUCUGUCAAGAAUUUUGGUCCUUUAUUUGAGGAUGAGAAUCAAUAUCAAGAAUCUUGCUUUUGUUGCCCG
This is a messenger RNA of Fragaria vesca subsp. vesca, 1261 nucleotides long. Its product is annotated as transcription factor bHLH47-like. NCBI's taxonomy places the organism in Eukaryota, Viridiplantae, Streptophyta, Magnoliopsida, Rosales, Rosaceae. The record is from RefSeq and is a predicted model, not a curated record. Gene Ontology annotation, molecular function: protein dimerization activity. The coding region runs from base 269 to 1009 and encodes 246 amino acids. The transcript is spliced from 5 exons.